UUAAGUUUUUUUUUGGGUGGGAGGAACAACCCUAAAAGGCAAGAGGGCACGACCGGCUCCCUUCAAUUGGUCUUUUUCUUCUUUGUUUUCGCGUGCUCUUCCUUCUCCGAUCGACCAUGCUAGAAUCCCAGAUGAUAUCGCCAGACGCUGGAUCUGUUGUUGGUAGGAUCUCCGUGCUUUCACAAUCGGUAAUCAAGAGGCUGCCAAUGAAACGCUCAAUCAGUGAGGGCGAUUUGUCCUCCUCGUCGAAGAAGAAGAAGAGGAAGACGAAGCACCAUGAAUCUGAAGAUCUCGGGUCCGAUUUGGCUCCACCACCCAUCAGAUGCUCAAUCAGCGAUGGGGAUAUCAUCACGAGGAAGGAGACGGACACAGACGAUGACGCUGAAUAUCCAAUCGAUGAUGUUAAUUUGGCAUCGGCUAUGGUGAAUCCACCAUACUCAAUUAGUGACGAUGAGGACGACGAUCCUCCGAAUAUCUCCACCCCUGCUGUGCGAGUUUUCAAUCUCAACUUCUGCCAUAAUAAACCUGACCCCAAAGUCUACGUGGACGAGGCUUGGAUACUUCUAAAGCCAGCUCUCACAAGCAUCUUACAUGAAGAAGACGACCUAGACCGUUUCAGCUUCGCUACGAUUAACCAUGCUGCUGCUAAGACAUGGUGGAAUGAGUCAUCAGGAGAAGCCUUUUCCAACCUGAUUCUAGAGGUCUGUGGGACAUAUAUUUCCACAACCCUGCAGUCUUUGGCAGUGCAUUGCAAUGAUGAUGAUGAUCCCUCUCGUCUCUUGCUUCUCUUGGAGAAAUCUUGGCUGGAUUUUCCUAAGAAAUUAGAGCAUAUCUGUAGCAUUGUUGGAGUUGGUGGAAAAAAAUUGUGGGGUUUGGGUCUUAAGCUUUUACCCACAAAGCUCUUCUUGGUCCCUCAAAUUUGUGACAAGGUUCGAACCAUCAUUCUGCAUCUCAUUACAGAUCAAAGAUUAGGCAAGCCUGUUAACAUGAGUCAGCUAAAGAAUCUUAUGGAUAUGUUUAGUGGGGAUCCUUUCCGCAAAUUGCGCUUCUUGGAGAAGCCUUUUCUUGACUCCACUGCUGAGUUUUAUGCCGCAGAAGCAAAACAAGUCCUGGAACAGUCUUCUGACAUUUCCCUGUAUUUGAAACAUAUCAAUCGAAGGGUUGGUGAGGAGAAGAAAAAAUGCAGAAGCCUCUCCCUUUUCUUUAUAUUCCAGGAUGAGCUGCUUGAAGUUGUCUACAGGGAACUCCUGGGGGUUCAUGCUUGUGCCAUUCUUGAAAAGGGUUUCGAGAAGCUAAUGGAUGAUAGACACUUUGAGGCCCUUCGUAUCAUGUAUGAUCUCUUCUCCCAGGCGGAUUUAGUGCAUCAUAUCAACGAUGCCCUUAGCUCUUAUAUUUGUCAAACUGGAGAGAAGAUUCUAGAAGAAGAAGGCUCGUCUCUGGCUGAGUUCAAGGCUCGCGUUGAUAAGGUAUGUUGUACAUACUUUUCCGAAGAUCCGUUGUUGGAGAAGACUGCCCAAAAGUCUUUUGAAGGACUUGGAAUGUCUGUCGUUCCUCCUAUGCUGGAUGGUCCAUUCGCCGAGGAAAUGUUAGAGUCCGGGCCUCUUCCGACAAGUCACCGCUGUUUUUAACAAGGGUGUUUUUAUUAUGUCUACUAGUCCCCCAUUAAGUAAGGAGAAAUGCUACAAAUUAUUUUAAUUAUGUUGCUUUUGCUUAUACACUGUUCCUUUAUGGUGGUUGCUACGAUUGAAUAUUUUAGGCUUUUGGAUGCUUCUUUCAUCUUUUUAUUAUCAUUAUUACGAAUUGUUCACCU
Messenger RNA from Raphanus sativus (radish), 1810 nucleotides. RefSeq names its product cullin-like protein 5. The transcript has 6 exons. Gene Ontology annotation, cellular component: cullin-RING ubiquitin ligase complex. Gene Ontology annotation, biological process: protein ubiquitination; ubiquitin-dependent protein catabolic process. The record is from RefSeq and is a predicted model, not a curated record. Gene Ontology annotation, molecular function: ubiquitin protein ligase binding. The coding region runs from base 117 to 1628 and encodes 503 amino acids. Lineage: Eukaryota; Viridiplantae; Streptophyta; Magnoliopsida; Brassicales; Brassicaceae.